AUGGACAGUGAGCGACUCGAAAAGGAACUACAACGUUUGGGUUUCAAAGUUCGCGAAUAUAUGGACUAUACCAAAAAGGAUAUUUUGAGUAAGAUUAAAAAGACGGCAGCGCGCGAUCACUCAGAAUACGACUGUGUUUGGAUAGCGAUACUUUCACAUGGUAAAAAUGGAUAUAUUCAUGCCAGGGAUGCGUUGUAUUCUGUCGAGGAUAUUUGGCGACCUUUUGCCGAAGACAAAUGUCCAACGUUGGCGGGAAAACCGAAAUUGUUUUUUAUUCAGGCCUGUCAGGGAGACCGUACAGAUCCUGGCUAUCCGCUGCUACAGCCCGAAAUGAUGGACAACGAAACGUCAUCGUUUAUGUGCUGUCGCAUGCCCAUGUGCAAGGAUUUCUUGAUCGCUUUCUCCACUCUACCGGGAUUUUGUUCAUGGCGCAAUACCCUCGAUGGAAGCUGGUUUAUACAGAGUUUAUGCGAGGAACUUGCACUCAAAGGAUCAAGCUCUCAUCUUUUAACUUUAUUGUCUUCUGUAGCUGGGCGUGUUGCUUUCAACUUUGAGAGUUAUAAUCCCUCAAACCCUACAAUGCAUCAGAAAAAGCAAAUUACUUUUACGAUGUCAACGUUAACUAGAAUUUUAUGUUUUCCUGACAAAAGCAACGAAGAAUUUAACGAUGAACUUGAUAAAUGAAAUGAAGUAACCGAUGUUGAUGAUUCAAACACCACAAAAAUUUCCCUAUCGCUCUAAAAAUUUACCUCUUGCGAUUAUUUUAAACUAUCGGUGCUGCCAGCUAUUUAAUUUUUUAGUACCGAUUGCGAUAUGGGAAAUAAACAACUGGCAACAUAAAUAAAUAAUAUUUUAUUAAAAAUGUAACUAAUUAACAUCCACCACAAAAUUAUUAAACUUGUUGAA
Molecule: messenger RNA, 906 nt
Organism: Drosophila nasuta
Lineage: Eukaryota; Metazoa; Arthropoda; Insecta; Diptera; Drosophilidae
Product: caspase-like
Biological process (GO): apoptotic process; positive regulation of neuron apoptotic process; proteolysis
Cellular component (GO): cytoplasm
Molecular function (GO): cysteine-type endopeptidase activity
Source: RefSeq, a predicted model, not a curated record